Messenger RNA from Pieris brassicae (large cabbage white), 735 nucleotides. RefSeq names its product general odorant-binding protein 1-like. Gene Ontology annotation, molecular function: odorant binding. Lineage: Eukaryota; Metazoa; Arthropoda; Insecta; Lepidoptera; Pieridae. The record is from RefSeq and is a predicted model, not a curated record. The transcript has 3 exons. The coding region runs from base 1 to 501 and encodes 166 amino acids.
AUGGCGUCCCUAACAAAAUGGCGCCUGCUUAUAUUCUGUUAUUCGUUUUUGUUUAUAGAUACGGCAAUGUCUUCCCAGGAGAUCAUGGAAAAGCUCACUGUGGGCUUUACAAAAGCUUUAGAAGAAUGUAAGAAAGAGUUAAAUCUCGGUGGACACAUAAUGCAAGACUUCGUGAACUACUGGCGGGAGGAGUAUGAGUUGCUGAAUCGUGACCUGGGCUGCGCCAUCAUGUGCAUGGCGUCUAAGCAUGACCUCAUAACUGACGAUUUGAAACUACACCAUGGAAAAGCGCAUGAGUUCGCUAAAACUCAUGGAGCAGAUGACGACUUAGCCAAGCAGUUAGUGACAAUGAUCCACGACUGUGAAAAUAAUCAGCCAGAGAGCAGUGACGAUUGCAUGAGAGCCCUGGAAAUUAGCAAGUGCUUCCGGAAGAAGAUCCACGACAUGAAGUGGGCACCUUCGAUGGAAACAGUACUAGAGGAGAUUAUGGCUGAUAUAUAGGUUGAAUGCCCAGACAUUGACCCUGGCUCUUCGAAUGGGCUAAAAAGGAUAACAAAUGAAUAAUCAAUAUAAUAGAUAUUUUCAAGUUUUAUAGAAUCGGCCAAAGCAGGCACUAUAUUAGACAUUUGCUAUGUAAUUUUUAUCAGGCGUUCAGCUAAGUUUAAAUUUAUAACAAUUUGACUAAACAAAGUCCCAACGAUAAGAUAUGAGGAUAAUUUUAAUAUAUAUGUGUAA